CCGCGUUGGUGUUUACAGAUGACGUCGGAGCUGUAGCCGCUAUGAGAUGUAGCUGACAGGAGAAAAAUGCUUCUUUAAAAGUGGAAUUCAAGAAAUAGUCACCGGACAGAAGCUGUAAUUAACAGUGAAAAGAUGCUGGAGUCCUACGUGACGCCGCUCUUGAUGAGCUAUGUGAACAAGUACAUCAAGAACCUGAAGCCCUCCGACCUGCAGCUUUCUCUAUGGGGAGGGGACGUGGUGCUCAGCAAGUUGGACCUGAAGCUGGAUGUGUUGGAGCAGGAGUUGAAGCUGCCGUUUACAUUCAUGAGUGGGCAUAUCCAUGAGCUACGAAUCCACGUUCCUUGGACCAAGCUGGGCUCAGAGCCUGUCGUUAUCACCAUCAACACCAUGGAGUGUAUCCUCAAGCUAAAAGAUGGAGAACAGGAUGACCAUGACAGCUGCUCCAGCUCUACUAGCCGCAGUGUCUCCGACAGCUCCAAGUCCACCGCCAAACCCCGCCGCCUCCAACAAGCAGCACCCAGUGACCCUGACCUGCCACCAGGUUAUGUGCAGAGUCUAAUCAGACGUGUGGUGAACAACGUGAACAUUGUGGUGAACAACCUGAUUCUGAAAUACGUUGAAGACGACAUCGUGCUCUCGGUCAACAUCACCUCAGCAGAGUGCUACACUGUGGACGACAUCUGGGAGAGGGCUUUCAUGGACAUAACUGCCCCAGAGCUGGUCCUAAGAAAAGUGAUAAACUUUGCUGACUGUACUGUGUGCUUGGAUAAGAGGAACGCCAGCGGGAAGAUCGAGUUUUACCAGGAUCCUCUGUUGUAUAAAUGCUCCUUCAGAACCCGCCUCCAUUUCACGUACGACAGCAUCAGCUCCAAGAUCCCGGCUGUCAUCAAAAUUCACACAAUGGUGGAGAGCCUGAAGUUAUCCAUCACUGAUCAGCAGCUGCCCAUGUUUAUCCGAAUCUUAGAGCUGAUUAUUGCUCUUUACUACGGAGAGAUAGGAGGGCACAAAGAGAGCGAGGCGGAGGAGGGCAGCGGUCAGUUAAGGGAAGGCGGAGCAAGUUCUCCCGGCACUGAUGCUGAAAUGGAAAGUUUGGGCUCCAGCCAGUAUUCCAGCCAGGAGCUUUACAUGGAGUCUGGGAGCCCUGAAGAUGCAGAUCAGGGUUGGAUGUCCUGGGCUUGGUCCUUUGUCCCUGCCAUCGUAGGAGCAGAGGAAGAAGGGGAGGGAGGCCUCUACAGCCAGGGGGAAACUGAAGGCCUUUCCAACAACCCUCAGCAGCACACGUCUAAAGACCCCAUUGUUUCCAUAGGCUUCUACUGCACCAAAGCUUCGAUAACCUUCAAGUUGACAGAUACACAGUUGGAGAGCAGCUACUACAGUCCUCAGAAAGUCAAAUCCAGAGAGGUUCUGUGUUUGGAGCAGGAGGGAAUCACCAUUGAGGUGCUCAUGAUGGGGGAACCCUUCUUUAACUGCCAGAUCGGAUUCGUCGGCUGCCGGGCUCUGUGCCUGAAAGGCAUCAUGGGAGUUCGAGACUUUGAAGAAAAUCUGAACAGACGUGAGGAGGAUGCAGUGUUCUUCAGCUGUGGAGACAAUCUAAAGAGUAAAGGAAUGACCUACCUUACCAACUCCUUGUUUGACUACCGCAGUCCAGAGAACAAUGGAGUAAAAGCAGAGUUCAUCCUAGACUCUGCUAAUCACAAGGAGACCUACACAGAGAUAGCGGGCAUGCAGCGCUUUGGGGCUUUCUACAUGGAUUAUCUCUACACAAUGGAGAACAGCAGCUCCAAAGAUCAGGACUUUGCUGCGUUGACUACAGAGGAGUUGGUUCCUGCAGCUCAAGAGACCUCCGUGAAGAGGCUGGUGGUCGGACCUCUGGACAUCAGGCUGCACAGUAGUGCCGUCCACCGCAUCCUCAAGAUGAUCACCUGUGCCAUGGAUCACGAAUAUGAGCCUUAUUGCAAACCACAGCAAGAAGUAACUGAGGCGUGCCAUGGUCCAUCAACCCCAGAGGAGAUUUCUCGUUUAGAGGAGUUCAUCCCGACCAGACUCACUUCCGUCACUCUGCUCCAAGUCUCUGUGACUGUCUCAAUGGCGGAGUUCAACCUUCUUCACACCCUUCUUCCCGUCAUUAUGGGAUAUAAGGCUACUCCAAGACCGGCCUCUGUUCCAGUGUUUCAGCCGCUGCACCCGCUACCCUCCGUUCAGUUUCAGGUUGAAAGGGUGAAUUUUGACCACUCUGUCCCAAUGUACGGUCCAGAGCUGGUCAGUACCGUCAGCAGCCUUAGCCAGCCCCCAGACAACCUGCUGCAUCACUGCUAUGCACAUCUCUACCUCAAGGUGUUUGGGUUCCAGGCCGGCUUAACAUGCCAGGAUCGCACGGGGAGCUUUCUGCCUCUCAUCUCCAUCAUCCCUGCCUUCAGCACAGCCAUCUAUGGGAAGCUCAUACAGCUGCCUGCUCUUUG
Cyprinodon variegatus (sheepshead minnow) is the source of this 2459-nucleotide messenger RNA. RefSeq names its product vacuolar protein sorting-associated protein 13B-like (gene vps13b). The record is from RefSeq and is a predicted model, not a curated record. Lineage: Eukaryota; Metazoa; Chordata; Actinopteri; Cyprinodontiformes; Cyprinodontidae. The transcript has 16 exons. The annotation marks the transcript as partial.